GAAGAGAUCGAUUGGAUGUUUGGGGUGUAUAAAAGCUACUGCCGGGUUCUGAGCUGAUGCAUACCGAACUCAAGUGUUCUAACAACCAAACCAACCAACCACAAAACCUCUUCUAUCACAAUGAAGUUCAUCGUCGCCGCCGUCGUCCUUGUCUUGGCUGUUGCCUCGGAAGCUAUCUGGCCAGCUGCUGGAUAUCCAUGGGGAGGACCUUGGGGAGCCACCGUUGUCCAGGCUAAUGCUCCAGCUUGGCCUGCUGCCCACUGGGCCGGUGCUUGGCCACAUGCUGCUGCUUAUGGUGCUUGGCCAGGUGCUCACUGGGCUGGAGCUUGGCCAGCCGCCCAUUGGGGUGCCCCAGCUGCCUCGGUUGCCCACCAUGCCGGAGUUGUUCCCGGAGCCACUUCCGUUACUGCCACCCGUGGUGCCGUCCAUGUUGCACCUCUGCCAGGACAUGCCAUCUCCCAGAAGCAGCUGAACCUUGCCCCAGCUCCAGGAACCCUGUAAAUAGGAUACCAAAAACGGAAAUGAAUCUCAGCAGCAGAUUAUUAUUGCUCAUUGACUCAAGAAGACAAACAACUGCCAUGAUUGCCUAAAACAAACAUUUGCGAAACCGAAGUUCUGUGUUAAACGUGUGAUUUUAUUGUGUAAAUAUUUAGAGCAAUUAUUUACCGUGUCUGUAAAUAAAUGUGAACUCUCUAAUAAUGAAAU
This is a messenger RNA of Aedes aegypti (yellow fever mosquito), 705 nucleotides long. Its product is annotated as adult cuticle protein 1-like. The transcript is spliced from 2 exons. Bases 121 to 501 code for a protein of 126 amino acids. The record is from RefSeq and is a predicted model, not a curated record. Lineage: Eukaryota; Metazoa; Arthropoda; Insecta; Diptera; Culicidae.